This is a messenger RNA of Populus nigra (black poplar), 703 nucleotides long. RefSeq lists its product as uncharacterized. Bases 61 to 441 code for a protein of 126 amino acids. Lineage: Eukaryota; Viridiplantae; Streptophyta; Magnoliopsida; Malpighiales; Salicaceae. The record is from RefSeq and is a predicted model, not a curated record. The transcript has a single exon.
CUCCAUUUGAGAGGCUCUAAGUCUCUCUUCUCUUCCAAGCCAAAAAAAAAAAUUCCAAAAAUGGCGUCCAUCUACACUUGCAUAGAAUGUGGAACAAACCUGAAUCUAAGCACAACCCAUCUCUACCCACAAGACUUCUACUUUGAAGCAGGAAACAAAGGCACCCUCUCAUUUUCUUCAAUAGACUCGACAAAAUUCAAGUUUGAAGAAGAAGACAAGAUCAGGCCAUUUUUUGAGACGGUGAACUACUGGGGCAUUCAAAGAAAGAGAACCAAGAUUAAGUGUAAUAGCUGUGGCUGUCUUGUUGGUUAUAUCUAUGAUGAUGGGCAGCCUUCAACUAUUAGUCCUGGUCAGUUUGGUCUUGGUCCUAGUCAGGCUAUUCCAAGGGCUCCUAGGUAUAGGUUCAAGACUAAGGCUCUUAGGAUUGCUUCUGAAACUUGAAGGGUUCGUGAUUGAUCGAGGCUUAUUGGGUUUUUGAGUUGUUGAUUUUUGUGUAGGAUGUGUACGGUUUGGAGGUGUUUUAGAUGGAUUGGUGGUUUGAGUUCAUGGGCCCUUGAUUAUUGCUGUUGUUUCUGUACUAGUGGCAAAUUCGAUGUGAAUAUUUUUUUGUAGUGUUAAAAUCAUGUUUUGAUGAUCUUUGAUUCUUGGAUAUUUUUUUUUUUGUAUAUCUGUCGAUAAAGAAUAAAGCUUUUGUUUCUGGGAA